Messenger RNA from Silurus meridionalis, 4459 nucleotides. It is a transcript of the gene kdm4c, whose product is annotated as lysine (K)-specific demethylase 4C. The transcript has 22 exons. Gene Ontology annotation, biological process: chromatin remodeling. Bases 154 to 3909 code for a protein of 1251 amino acids. Gene Ontology annotation, molecular function: histone H3K36 demethylase activity; histone H3K9 demethylase activity. Gene Ontology annotation, cellular component: nucleus. The record is from RefSeq and is a predicted model, not a curated record. Lineage: Eukaryota; Metazoa; Chordata; Actinopteri; Siluriformes; Siluridae.
UGCGAAGCUCCUAGCGCUUAGAGAUAGUGCGCGAGGAUGGAUUUGCGACGCGCCCUCCUGGAGCAGACGCACAGCUGAGGCUAUUUAAAGGGCUUCGAGUGUCAACAACGCGUGCGAUUUCCUCAAAGCCUGAGGAAGGAAAGACGGGCCGUGAUGGCGGGUGUCGGGGCGAACGCCUCCGCAAAUCCCGCCUGCAAGAUUAUGACCUUUCACCCCACCAUGGAGGAGUUCCGGGAUUUCAAUAAGUAUCUGGUGUACAUGGAGUCUCAGGGAGCGCAGAGGGCCGGUCUGGCGAAGGUGAUCCCGCCAAAGGGCUGGAAGCCGAGACGCACCUACGACGACAUCGAUGACCUGGUGAUCGAAGCGCCCAUUCAGCAGAUGGUGGCCGGCCAAUCAGGGCUCUUCACUCAGUACAACAUCCAGAAGAAGCCGCUGAGCGUGCAGGAGUUCCGCAGGCUGGCCAAUAGCGACAAGUACUGCACCCCUCGCUACCUGAACUACGAAGAUCUCGAGAGGAAGUACUGGAAGAACCUGACGUUCGUGCCCCCCAUAUAUGGUGCAGAUGUGAGCGGGACGCUGUACGACGAGGACGUGGAGGAGUGGAACAUCGGCCACCUGAACUCCAUCCUGGACGUGAUCGAGGAGGACUGCGGCGUCUCCAUUCAAGGUGUGAACACCCCCUACCUGUAUUUCGGCAUGUGGAAGACGAGCUUCUCUUGGCACACGGAGGACAUGGACCUCUACAGCAUUAACUACCUGCACUUCGGAGAACCCAAGUCCUGGUACGCCAUUCCUCCAGAACACGGAAAGAGACUGGAGCGAUUAGCUACAGGUUUUUUCCCCAACAGCUUUAAGAGCUGUGAAGCUUUUCUCAGACACAAGAUGACCCUCAUCUCACCUUCUGUCCUGAAGAAAUACAGCAUCCCGUUUGACAGGAUAACGCAGGAAGCCGGCGAGUUCAUGAUCACGUUUCCGUACGGCUACCACGCCGGCUUCAACCACGGCUUCAACUGCGCCGAGUCCACCAACUUCGCCAGCCUGCGCUGGAUCGACUACGGGAAACUCGCCGUUCAGUGCACAUGCAGUAAGGACAUGGUGAAGAUCUCCAUGGACCCGUUCGUGAAACGUUUCCAACCAGACCGCUAUCAGUUAUGGACGCAGGGUAAAGACACCUGCUCGAUAGACCACACCCUGGCCACGCCCAGCUCCACGCCCGAGCUCCAGACGUGGCUCCAGAGACGCCGCAGGACAAAAACCAACAAGAGGGCGAGCUACCCGUGCACACGCUCCAAACGACUGAAAACCGUGCAGCCGUCGCUCGUCACAGAAAACGCCGCGAGACGGACGAGUGACCACGAGGAGAAAGAGGAGGAGGAUCAAAUCCCUCACGACGCAUCGCGCGUCUCAGAAGGGCCCGCUAGUCUGUGCCAACAGAUCUGCUUCGUCAAGGUCACACGAGUUGAGAGCAAUUUAUUGGCCCAGUCGUCUGAAAGAGUCCGGCCCCAAGCCCCGCCCCCUGCAAGAGAAGCCUCAGGAUCCAGAAAGGCUCUAACCUCUGCUGUUGAAGCUCCCGGUUCUGCUAUGGAUGACACGCCUGAACGCGUUUCCAGAUCCUCAUCAAACCGCGGUAAAGCGAAUCCGUCUGCCGUAAAACUCACCGGGACACCAGGCACCCGUGAAUCCGCAGAACAUUCCGGAGCUCCUUCAUCUGACAUGCCUCUCCUCACUCCUGAGGUCACGGAGGAUCCCGAGGGAAGGAAAUCUCCCAACAUGUCGUCAGAAAUGCCUUUACUAACCCUCGCAGUCCAGUCCGGGGAAAACAACACGGUUCCGCGUUCUAGAGAACCGGAAAAAUCCGCCUCGGGUCAUCUUGGUGAAGCUAGCUCCAAAGCUUCUUUACUCAAUUGGUGCUCGAAUCCGUCACAAGAUGUCGGGAGAUCUCUCGGCUCUGAUCCGGAUGCUAACAAGGAGCUCCACAGGAGGAAAAAAAGAGAUAGAGGUAGAUCAGUGUCGAAUAUCUCGCAUUACCCAGAAUCCAGUACUGAACUUUCCAGAAGUAGCUCGGUGAAGGAUUCUUUGUCUUCGUUCACCACCACCACGGAGUCUCCUUCCACGUCUUACGACCCGACCCCUCUCGACGAAGCCGACUUCACGUCUUCUGCAUUACCCAACCUCUUUGAAGACUGGAAGAACAUGAGCUACCAAAACGCAGAAGAUCUCACGGUGCCUUAUGCCUUGUGGGAGGAGCCUCGGUGCCAGCAAGUAAAGUGCCCCGAUCCUUCUGACUUUCUGGAGAAGAGCCUAACGUUUACUGAUCUGGAGUCCAGCGCGGUCCAUCGCUCAGGCACGGAGCUCCUCGGUUCUCCGGACAGGCCCUCGAGGUCGGACAGCAGCAGCGAGUCCGGCGAGGAGAACUCCAUGAGCGAGACGGAGUACGGAGAUUCGGGAACCGAGCCGGGCGAAAUCCGUAUACAGUACACCACGCCCAUGGCCAAGAGAAAGACGACCAAAAGUUGGCGCCACCCUUUGAGGAAACCCACUGCCAGGGCGGUUCCCAGUGCCGUCAAGCAGCAAGACAACAGUGAUGAUGAACCUAUAGAGGAGUGCAGCGCGGAGGAAGAAAUGCCGGAGGCCGAGGUCUGGGCGAGACCCCUGGUUCAUCUGUGGCACAGCAGGAAGUCUCACUUCCCGUCGGAGAAGGAGUACAACAUCGCGGCGGCGAAGGCGGCGCCGCACUGCGCCAUAUGCACGCUGUUCAUGCCGUACUAUCAGCCCGAAGAGACGAAAGACGAAUGCAGGCCAGAGGCCACGGCGAGGUCGCGACCUCUGAUUCCUGAAAUCUGCUUCGCGUACCGCGAGGGCUCAUGUCCCCCAAACACACUCCUGGAGGAAGAUGGAUCCAGUCCUCUCGUGGCCUGUCAACGCUGCUGCGUUCAAGUUCAUGCCAGUUGCUAUGGCGUCGCUACUCAUGAUGUCACUCAGGAGUGGACAUGUGACCGAUGUUCGUGUGGGGAUCUGAGCGCUGAAUGCUGUUUAUGUAACCUGAGAGGUGGUGCAUUGAAAAGAACAACAGACAACAGAUGGGCCCAUGUGAUCUGUGCUGUGGGUCUUCCUGAGGUCAAAUUCAUUGACGUGGUCAAGAGGAGUCCCAUCGACAUCAGCGCCGUCCCUGCACAGAGAUACAAGCUGAAGUGUAUAUACUGUCACAAACGGAUGAAGAAGUUGGCAGGCGCUUGUAUCCAGUGCUCCUGUGGGCGUUGCCCGACCUCCUUCCACGUCACCUGCGCUCACGCCGCGGGCGUCGCCAUGGAGCCAGACGACUGGCCGUACGUGGUGUUCAUCGUCUGCCACAGACACCAGUCACGGAGCUCCGGCACCAAAUCGAGGGUGAGCCGAACAGAGCUGAAGCAGGGCCAAACCGUGAUCGCUAAGCACAAGAACCUGCGCUACUACAGCUGCCGCGUGGCGAACGUCACGGCACAGACCUUCUACGAGGUCAUGUUCGACGACGGAUCCUUCAGCAACGACACCUUCCCUGAAGAUAUUGUAAGCAGAGACUGCGUUCAGCUCGGACCACCGGAAGUCGGCGAGGUCGUGCAGGUCAAGUGGCCCGAUGGGCUUUUUUAUGAGGCUAAAUACCUGGGCUCUAACACCACGUACAUGUAUCAGGUGGAGUUUGAAGAUGGUUCUCAGGUCCUGGCUAAGAGAGAGGACAUUUACACUCUGGAUGAAGACCUGCCCAAAAAAGUCAAAGGCCGUCUCUCUACAGCUUCCAGUAUGCGGUUUGAAGACACUUUCUUCACCACUCAGAGUGAGAGUAAAAGGCAGCGCACACCAAACUCUCGUUUCCAGAACGACUACGUGGCUGAUCCAAAUCCCCGCACGUCCACCUGCAGCAAAACUAACUGAGAGAGAGGGAGAGUGAGAGAGAGAGAGAGAGAGAGAGAGAGGUAAAGGUAGCUAAAAACUGUGAUGUUUUUUUCCCCUCACUGUAUAAACAACACACUUCUAGUCUGAGUUUGUUGAAGGUUAUGAAGUCUGAGAUGAACAAAAUAAUUUUUUCUUUUUCCGCUUUUAAUUUCUUUCCUCGAACAACGGCGAAGCAUUAAACUACGGGAAUAACGUCGUGUCCCUCCUGUGUAUGAUCUCCCUUCUCCUCGCUGUUCCAGUUCGCUCGAAUCUGCACGUCCCCCCCCCCCUCACUAACACUACUCCUGUCAUUGAUCCUGCUUCUAUAUCCAGCUGUUUUUUGGGGGAUUUUUUUUCUUGGACAAAAAGUUGCUACUGAUGGCCUCUAAAGCACAUUUUAUCCCCAUUAUUAUUUUCUGAGUUUUAUCUUUUAUUUAUUUGGAAUUUGAUUUUAUUUUUUAGUGGUGCUCAAAUCUGUAAAGGAAAUGAAAGAUAUCUGUAUGGAAGUCUGAAUUAUUGAUAUUUGAAUAAACAUACAUGUGAAUAUCCA